Messenger RNA from Mus musculus (house mouse), 647 nucleotides. RefSeq names its product heat shock protein, alpha-crystallin-related, B9 (gene Hspb9). Bases 15 to 521 code for a protein of 168 amino acids. Gene Ontology annotation, cellular component: nucleus; cytoplasm. The transcript has a single exon. NCBI's taxonomy places the organism in Eukaryota, Metazoa, Chordata, Mammalia, Rodentia, Muridae. The record is from RefSeq and is marked validated.
AGUUGCACUCUCGGAUGCAGCGGGUAGGAAGCAGUUUCUCCACCGGGCAGCGCGAACCCGGGGAAAACCGGGUAGCUUCCCGAUGUCCCAGCGUGGCCCUUGCUGAACGGAAUCAAGUGGCCACUCUACCAGUGAGGCUGCUCAGGGAUGAGGUGCAGGGCAAUGGCUGUGAGCAACCAAGUUUCCAAAUAAAGGUGGAUGCCCAAGGUUUCGCUCCGGAGGACUUGGUGGUGCGGAUAGACGGCCAGAAUCUGACGGUGACCGGCCAGCGGCAACACGAGUCGAAUGACCCGAGCAGGGGCCGCUACCGCAUGGAGCAGAGUGUUCACCGACAAAUGCAGCUCCCGCCGACCUUAGAUCCUGCAGCCAUGACCUGCAGCCUGACCCCCUCUGGCCAUCUGUGGCUCAGGGGACAAAACAAGUGCCUACCUCCCCCUGAAGCUCAAACAGGCCAGUCCCAGAAACCCAGGAGGGGAGGGCCUAAGAGCUCCUUACAAAACGAAAGUGUGAAGAAUCCUUAGAGUCUCUUAGCGUUCUUCCUGCGGGAGAAGAGUUGAAGCCCAAACAGACUCGGCCCUGAGACUCAGGAGGGGAGGCCCUAGGCACUACAACCUACCCUAAUGUAUUAAACCGAGGUGUGCAGCAGC